Musa acuminata subsp. malaccensis (wild Malaysian banana) is the source of this 1206-nucleotide messenger RNA. Its product is annotated as arogenate dehydratase/prephenate dehydratase 2, chloroplastic. Lineage: Eukaryota; Viridiplantae; Streptophyta; Magnoliopsida; Zingiberales; Musaceae. Gene Ontology annotation, biological process: L-phenylalanine biosynthetic process. The record is from RefSeq and is a predicted model, not a curated record. Gene Ontology annotation, cellular component: chloroplast; cytoplasm. Gene Ontology annotation, molecular function: arogenate dehydratase activity; prephenate dehydratase activity.
AUGGCUCUUAGAUUGCCGGCAAACCUUCAUACCUACGCCUCUCUUCCGUCCAAGAAGAGCGGCGCAAGUAGUUGCAGUAGCAGUAGCAACAGCAGGAGGAGGUUUUCCGGUACCAACCUAAUUGUAUGUAGCAGUAGCUUAGACAAGCAGCGGAGAAGGGUGGGGGGUGGCGCCCCCGCUGUUGCUUCUCCGCUGCAGGUCGCCGAGGAGCUCGCGGCCCGCUUCGGCCUCGAGAUGGCCGUGGCCGACCUCGAGCGCAUCUACCGCGAGUACAACCGUGGGGACGGCCCUCCUGCCUUCUCGGACCCUGGCUCGCCCGGCCGCCCCCUCCGCGUCGCCUACCAAGGCGUCCGCGGCUCCUACUGCCAGGAGGCUGCCGCCGCGGCCUUCAACUCCUCCACGGCGGCGGAGGACUCCGGGCGUCUUUCCUUCCUCCCCUGCUCUGACAUGGAGAACGCGUUCGCCGCGCUCGAGGACGGCUCCGCCGACCGCGCCGUCGCCCCCAUGGAGAACUCCCUCGACGGGCCCAUCCACCGCAAUCUCGACCUUCUUAUCCGCCACCCCGGCGUCCGCAUCGUAGGCGAACUCAUCCUCCCCGUCGACCACUGCCUCCUCGCCCUACCCGGCGCCCGCCGGUCCGCCCUCCGCCGCGUGGUCAGCCACCCUCAGGCCCUCGCCCACUGCCGCGAGCGCCUCGGCUGCCUCGGCCUGGAGAUCGAGGAGGCGUCCAACGCGGCCUCCGCCGCCGAGUGGGUGGCGGAGAACGGGAUCCGCGACACCGCGGUUAUCGGGAGCAAGAUGGCCGCACGGGAGUUCGGGCUGCAGGUCCUCGAGCGCAACUUCCAGGACCAGCCGCCCGGCGCCAACGUCAACCGCUACCUUCAGCUGGCGCUGGGCAGCAGCAAGGGGAACGGGAAGAAGACGACGGUGGCCUUCUCCCUGGAGAGGGGGCCGACAGACCUCUUCCGGGCGCUGUGGGCGUUCGAGAGCCGCGGGGUGCGGGUGAGCCGGGUGGACCACCGGCCCAACCGAGCCAACCCGAUCCGCGUCGUGGAGAAGGCCACGUACAUGGACUACAUGUUCUUCCUGGACCUGGAGGGGCCCGAGUCGGAUCCCCGAGUCAAGGCCGGGAUCCGACUCCUGCACGAGUUCGCCGGGUUCGUGCGCGUGCUGGGUAGCUACGACUGCACGUACCGGACGCGAUAA